This is a messenger RNA of Sinocyclocheilus rhinocerous, 463 nucleotides long. RefSeq names its product stomatin-like protein 2, mitochondrial. Bases 7 to 372 code for a protein of 121 amino acids. Lineage: Eukaryota; Metazoa; Chordata; Actinopteri; Cypriniformes; Cyprinidae. Gene Ontology annotation, cellular component: mitochondrion. The record is from RefSeq and is a predicted model, not a curated record. Gene Ontology annotation, biological process: mitochondrion organization. The transcript is spliced from 3 exons.
UUCAAUAUGCAUAUUAAUGAUAUUGUUUCACCCUGUACAGGUGAAGCGAAUGCUGUUUUGGCUAAAGCCGAGGCAAAGGCCAAAGCUAUCCGGCUGCUGUCCGAGGCGCUCACUCGGCAGAAUGGAAACGCUGCAGCAUCUUUAACUGUGGCCGAACAAUACGUCUCUGCUUUCUCCAACCUGGCCAAGGAAUCCAACACCAUCUUACUGCCUUCCAACACAGGAGACAUCAGCAGCAUGGUCACUCAGGCCAUGGCGAUUUAUGGGAGUUUGUCAAAGACAAAGAGCACAGCAGAAAGCGUGACCGCUGAGACUAAUGAACCGAUUUUGGAAGGAAGCACUGUGUCUGAAACCGAAACUGGACAUAAAUAAAGAUUUGAGUCUCAUUCUAGGAUAAAAGACAGAAAACUAAAAUGAUAAAAUCCCUGAAGCACUAUGGUGUAACUACACAAAGAUUUUGUGU